AUGAACCUGCUAUGCUGGAACUGCCAAGGGAUUGGGAACCCUUGGACAGUGAAAGGGCUUAAAGGGUUGGUGUCCCUUAUUCAUCCCACAAUUCUUUUUCUUUCUGAAACUAAACGUACAGCUGCUGAAAUGGUGUCUAUUCGCAAGAAGAUUGGGUGGCCUCAUGUUUUUUCUGUUGAUUGUCAGUUUGUUCAUAAGAAGAAUGGCAAAGGUGUUAGCAGUUCGGGAGGUGUUAGUUUGCUGUGGACUGACGAUGUUAACAUUUCGCUCAAGUCCUACUCCAAAUGCCAUAUUGAUGUGAAUGUCAAAGAUGAUAAGGGACAAGUUGUCUGGAGAUUUACGGGUGUGUACGGCCAGGCUAAGGCAGAGAAUAGGCACCUCACAUGGUCACUCCUCCGACGACUUGGCCAAAUGGGGGAUGUCCUUUGGGUUCUUGGAGGGGAUUUGAAUGAAAUAACUUCAAUAUCGGAAAAAGAAGGGGGGGCAAGACGUAGUCAGUCUCAAAUGGAUGGUUUUCAUGAUGCUCUCCAGUCUUGUGAUCUUGUUGACAUGCAUUACGUGGGUCCAAAGUUUACUUGGCUGGGAAUCCAGAAUGGGGAAGAGUUCAAACUCCGGCUUGACAGAUUUGUUUCUACUCGUAGUUGGACGAGACUGUUUCCUCUUUCUAGGGUCACUAACCUACCACCCACUACUUCUGACCACCUCCCUAUACUACUUGAGAUCAGAAAGCGACACACUCGACGUAAGCGUAGAAUUUUUGAAGAUUUUUGGUUGCGAGACAAAGAGUGCAAGCAAGUGGUGGAAGCAGGUUGGUUUAGUGGGACUGGAACAUGCCCCUUGUCUACUGUUUCUAACAGAAUUAAUAAUACACGUGAAUUGUUGUUGAGUUGGAGUCACACUAAGUUUGGAAGUCUAAAGAAAGAGAUUGAGAUGACUCGGUCAAAGUUGGUUGUCUUUUAUGACUCUUCCUUUUCGGCGUCUCCUGAUACAACGAAUAGAAAGAAGAAGAAUCUAAUCAAGGGACUCUACAAUGACGAUGGUGUUUGGUGUAAUGAAGAUCAUGAGUUGCAAGACAUUGUGACGUCAUAUUUCAAUGGUCUUUUCACCUCAACUACUCCUACUUUCACUGACAGCGAAUUCAACUUCAUCAAUCCGGUGAUUACUUAUGAGAUCAAUGCUCAACUCACCAAGGAAAUUUCAGGAGAAGAAGUUCGGAAGGCAUUGAAACAAAUGCAUCCAUUGAAGGCUUCGGGCCCAGACGGAUUUUCACCUUCUUUCUACCAACAGUUCUGGGGCGUUGUAGGGAGAUUGAUAUCUGAUAAUUCUCUUUUAGCCUUUGAAAUCUCUCAUUUUUUGAAGAGGCGUCGUCGAGGUCAUGUGGGUUAUGGUGCACUCAAGCUUGACAUGAGCAAAGCCUAUGACAGAGUGGAAUGGCCAUUCUUGGAGAGGGUGAUGGAGCAUUUGGGUUUCUGCUCUACUUGGACAGACUGGCAGGAGUGUCUGGUUUUGAAGGAUAUUUUCCAGCAAUUUGAAAAGUUAUCGGGCCAACAGAUUAACUAUCUCAAAAGUGAUGUAUCAUUCAGCCGUAAUGUUCCACGUGAUAAACAAGAUUGUCUGGCUGCGAUCUUAGGUGUAUCAAGGGUUGACAAACAUGAUAAGUAUCUUGGCUUGCCAAUCGAGAUCAGUUAUUCAAAAGAGGAGGCCUUUGGGUUCCUACAGGAGAAAGUUCGAAAGAAAACUCAAGGCUGGAAAGAUAAGCUUCUGAGUACUGCUGGUAAAGAAGUGUUGCUUAAAGCAGUGGUCCAAUCAAUCCCAACAUAUGUGAUGAGUUUUUUUGAACUCCCAAAACAUCUUUGUGGUGAAAUGCAUCGAUUGAUGGCCCGAUUUUGGUGGGGUGAUACUGAUUCUGAGCGAAAGAUUCACUAG
Molecule: messenger RNA, 1926 nt
Organism: Rosa chinensis
Lineage: Eukaryota; Viridiplantae; Streptophyta; Magnoliopsida; Rosales; Rosaceae
Exons: 4
Coding region: 1-1926 (641 amino acids)
Molecular function (GO): catalytic activity
Source: RefSeq, a predicted model, not a curated record